AUCUUGAAGCUUCUUUCCCGAGUCACUUUGACUCUCUUUGACUCUCUUUGACUAGCUUUGACUAGGCAACUAGUUAUUAAAAGCAAACAUCAACCAAGUACUUGAUCUCAACAAUCAUGUCUACCCAACGCCUCUGGCUUCGCUGCGAAAAGAAAGAGUUUGAGCGUCGCUCAGCCCUCACACCUACCACCGCGAAGAAACUGAUUGAUGCUGGCUUCCAAAUCAGUGUCGAACGCGAUGCACAACGGAUUUUCGAUGACGCUGAGUUCGAGGCGUAUGAAAACAACUCAUGGCCCAACGCCCCUACAGAUGUCCCCAUCAUCGGAUUGAAGGAGCUUCCAGAAUCCCAAGAUCCCCUGCCCCAUACACACAUUCAGUUUGCCCACUGUUACAAGCAGCAAGCAGGAUGGUCAUCCGUGCUGGCUCGUUUCUACAAGGGAGGAGGUACACUCUAUGAUCUGGAGUUCCUCACCGAUGCUACGGGUCGGCGUGUUGCUGCUUUCGGCUACCACGCUGGCUUUGCUGGUGCUGCCGCUGGUGCACUUGCUGUGGCCGCGCAACGGUCAGGAAAGAAGUUAGGCCGCUUGGAACCUUAUGAGAAUGAGACUGCCAUGAUCGAUGAUGUCAAGAACAUGCUCGGCGGCAACGUCAAUGGCGUCAAAGCUCUCGUAAUUGGCGCCCUCGGACGAUGCGGACGCGGAGCUGUGGAUCUUUUCCGCAAGAUUGGUCUGGCUGAAGAUAACAUAGUCAAGUGGGAUAUGGCUGAGACUGCCAAAGGGGGCCCAUUCCAGGAAAUCAUUGACGUGGAUAUCUUCGUCAACUGCAUCUACCUGUCAUCUUCGAUCCCGCCCUUUUUAACGAAGGACCAAAUCAUCGCUGCCGGCCAAGGUAGACGGCUAUCUGUAGUUGUGGAUGUCAGUUGCGACACCACGAACCCGUUCAAUCCCAUCCCAAUUUACAGUAUAAAUACAACUUUCUCCGAACCAACUGUUCCUUUGGAUCUCGGACAUGACUUUCCAUCGCUGUCGGUGAUCUCCAUCGAUCACCUACCAACCCUGUUGCCCCGUGAGGCUUCUGAACAGUUCAGUAACGAUUUGUUACCAUCACUCUUGGAGCUUCCUCGACGAAUGACCGCGAAGGUCUGGACUGACGCAGAGAAGUUGUUCAAUGAGAAGCAAAGAGAGGCAGUUGAGGCGGAAGGCCUGUGA
This is a messenger RNA of Suillus paluster, 1208 nucleotides long. Its product is annotated as saccharopine dehydrogenase. The record is from RefSeq and is a predicted model, not a curated record. Gene Ontology annotation, cellular component: cytoplasm. Lineage: Eukaryota; Fungi; Basidiomycota; Agaricomycetes; Boletales; Suillaceae. Gene Ontology annotation, molecular function: saccharopine dehydrogenase (NAD+, L-lysine-forming) activity. The transcript is spliced from 4 exons. Bases 117 to 1208 code for a protein of 363 amino acids.